AUGUCGAAGCUCUCGGAGCCGUUGAAAGCGCUCAUCAACGCCGCCCAUGCCCUGCCCGGCACGCUCCAAGCCCCGCCGUCGAUCCGGUCGACGUAUUCCCGGAUAGCAGCCAGCGCGCGAGAUAAAGGCGUCGGCAUCCCCGCCUGGGUCACGUUCUCCACGGCGGCGACCAUGACGAUGAACUCGCCUUCGUCCAUGGUGGAACUGUUCCACCUGACCCAGACGCUGCCGUCGGCGCCCUCGCCCGCGGACACGGCCGGGCUGAUGCGCGAGGUCGGGCUCAAGUGCAUCUCGUUCAACGGCAUCCCGCGCUCGAUCAACUGCCUGGGGGCCUUCCGCGAAGGCAUGCCCAAGGACGUGUUUGACAAGAUCCCGCCUCCGGUGUCGCGGCGACUGACGGCCCAGAACAUCGACGAGUCGCUGGCCCGCGGCCGCCGGCUCUGGGACUCGGUGUACCGCCCCUUCGAGGAGAAGCUGCUCGACAAGCUGGCCCAGUCGCACCCAAACCUGCCCGUCCACAUCCUCAACGGCCACUAUUCGAAUCUGCUCGCGGACCCGCCCUCCGACGCGCCCCUGCAGGUCGGCAGGGUCUUGACCUCCCUGGCCGCCAUCGCGUGCCUCCGCGCCCAGACGGGCGUGGGUCCCCAGGUGGUGAGCCACGUCUUCGGUCUGCGCAAGGCGUACCAGGACGGCAGUGCCGAGAAGGACAUCGAGGGCGGCGAGUGGCUCGCCUCGGACGAAGGGAACCAGUGGAUAUUGAACUGCAUCGACGAGAUUGUCCGCGAUCUGAAUCAGGGCAGAGGCACGACAUUUGCGCCGGGCAUGGGGGGCAAUGAGGAAAAGCUAAAGGCCAAGUUGUAG
Molecule: messenger RNA, 861 nt
Organism: Fonsecaea multimorphosa CBS 102226
Lineage: Eukaryota; Fungi; Ascomycota; Eurotiomycetes; Chaetothyriales; Herpotrichiellaceae
Exons: 1
Coding region: 1-861 (286 amino acids)
Source: RefSeq, a predicted model, not a curated record